CUAUAAAUAACUAUAAAUAACAUUUAUUUAUAACUUGACGGGAUUGUAAUGGCGACGGGAUUGCCCUGAUAAACAAGUUUCCUUAACUGGGAACGGCAAAUGCAUUAUACAAAUAAAAUAAUAAUGUAAGCUGAAUGACACAAGCUAGCUAUACCAUGGCAGAUGAUGACGUAGCUGUUGUCGUUAUUGACAACGGUUCUUAUAAAAUAAAGGCGGGGUUUGCAGGAGAUGAUUGCCAUAGAUCUGUUUUCUCGACAGUAGUUGGACGACCUGGUCGCCCAGCAUAUCAGUUUCACUUGAAGGUAUCUGACAGUGACCAUAAGGACGUUUACGUCGGUGACGAAGCUCAGCGUAGACGUUCAACGCUUAAUUUGAAUUAUCCAAUAGAACAUGGCAUCAUUACGAAUUGGGACGACAUGGAGACGAUUUGGCAGCAUUGUUUAAAGGACGAACUGAGGAUAGACCCGGCGGAGCAUCCGAUAAUUAUGACAGAACCCCCAUUAAAUCCCAAAACGCAAAAAGAAAGGACUGUUCAAGUGAUGUUUGAAAAAUUGAAUGCGUGCGGAUUUUUUCUUGCCUUGUCGUCCAAACUUUCCUUAUACGCUUCCGGUCGUGGUUCAGGUAUCACUGUGGAUGUAGGAGACGGGGUGUCAUAUGCUAUGACGAUUUAUGAAGGGCACUGUAUUAUGCCGGCUACAAGACGACUUGAUUUUGGUGGACGGGAUUUGACACUGAAUCUACAAAAAUUGCUGCACGAGAAAGGAUAUGAUUUUGUAAAUAAUUCUGAAUUGGAGAUCGUUAGAGAAAUUAAAGAAAAGCUGUGUUAUGUAGCUUUAGAUUGUGAACAAGAGGCCGGAAAUGUUCGGGAUGAGAAAUUUGUACUUCCGGAUGGAAACACAAUCACAAUCGGAAAAGAGAGGUUUAUGUGCCCGGAAGCUUUAUUUGGACCUAUCCCGGGUGUAGGAUAUGGAGGUAUAGUGGAUCUGUUGAAGAGUAAUUUGGAUUCAACAGACGUAGACUGCAAAAAAGAUUUAUUAUGCAAUGUCAUUCUGUCAGGAGGAACUACUAUGUUCCCUGGUUUUCCGGAGAGAAUUAGGAAAGGAAUGGAAUCUUUUGUUCCAAAAACGACGAAAGUGAAAGUUAUAGCUUACCCAGAACGUAAAUCGUCAGUGUGGAUUGGUGGAUCUAUAUUAGGAUCUCUAUCCACAUUUCAAAGUUACUGGAUAACAAAACAGGAAUACGAAGAAUAUGGACCAUCAAUCGUGCAUAGGGGAGAUUGACGAAUGGAAAAUGAAAAUAAUCAGAAUUGAAUGGUUCUCAAUAUAAAGCAUUCUGUGUUAUAUCUUCAACAAUGAACAAAUGGACAACAGUCAUUUCAAAAACUGAGAAAAUUGUACCCGUAAUUUUCAAGGUCAUAAAACUAGCAACAAUGAUAUGUGAUAUUGAGUUGGUUUUUAUAUUCUCUUGUCUAUUAAAUAUUUUAUAUCAACUUGUAUAUACAUGAUGAU
Molecule: messenger RNA, 1508 nt
Organism: Mytilus trossulus (common blue mussel)
Lineage: Eukaryota; Metazoa; Mollusca; Bivalvia; Mytilida; Mytilidae
Product: actin, muscle-like
Exons: 7
Coding region: 135-1280 (381 amino acids)
Source: RefSeq, a predicted model, not a curated record